Prosopis cineraria is the source of this 1601-nucleotide messenger RNA. Its product is annotated as protein trichome birefringence-like 14. Gene Ontology annotation, cellular component: Golgi apparatus. Gene Ontology annotation, molecular function: acetyltransferase activity. Gene Ontology annotation, biological process: xyloglucan metabolic process; xylan biosynthetic process; plant-type secondary cell wall biogenesis. The record is from RefSeq and is a predicted model, not a curated record. Lineage: Eukaryota; Viridiplantae; Streptophyta; Magnoliopsida; Fabales; Fabaceae.
CCGGAAGGACCAGAAGAGCAUCUAAUGGUGAUAUUUCGUGGUGGCACUGAUGAGCAUUUUCUAGAUUGCAAAUACCAGUGGGUGCUGAUGCAGUGGCAGAGAUGACAGGAGCAGAUAUUUAUGGCUUGAGAGGGAGGCUUAUUUCUCUAGCUCUGGUUGCUCUUGUCCUUAUCAUCACGUUUCAGUGGACAUAUAAAAAUCCAUUCGCCAGAACGUCUCUGUCAGCCCAAGAGUGGUAUAAUAUGCCUUCUGCAGGUUUGCCUUCAGGAUUGCUUGAUGAAGCCCCAAAUAAUGCAAUCAAAACUGCAAAUUUGACAAAAGGAUUGCCAGCUGAAGCCCCUGAUAAUCAAAUGGGAACUGCAAAGCGUGCUCAGGGUGAAGAAAAAUCUUCAAGUUCCGUCAUCGAUGUUGAAACCAAAGAUCAACUUGAUAAUGUCAGUGCAGCAGUGGUGCCUAUAGAUUUUAUAACAGCGGAAUCUCCUCAAGUGCAACACGCUCGAAAUAUUUCCAGCGGCCAGGUCUGUAAUUACGCCAAGGGUAGAUGGAUUGCAGACAGCAGGAGACCAUUGUAUUCUGGGUUUGGAUGUAAACAGUGGUUGUCAACAAUGUGGGCAUGUAGAGUGACUCAGAGACCAGAUUUCUCAUAUGAGGGAUUCCGCUGGCAACCUCAAAAUUGUGAUAUGCCAGAGUUCGACCGAUCUGCAUUCUUGAGAAAAAUGCAGGACAAAACAAUUGCAUUCAUAGGAGAUUCAUUGGGGCGGCAACAAUUUCAAUCUCUGAUGUGUAUGGCCUCUGGGGGCAAACCGAGCCCUGAAGUUAAGAAUGUAGGAUAUGAGUAUGGUCUUGUUAAGCGCCGGGGAUCUAGUCGCCCUGAUGGCUGGGCUUACAGAUUCCCCAAGACUAACACCACAAUUCUGUAUUAUUGGUCAUCCACCCUUUGUGAUCUGCAACCCCUAAAUAUCAGUGACCCCUUCACCAAUGUUGCCAUGCAUUUAGACCGCCCUCCAGACUUCAUGACUCGUUUCCUUCAUCACUUUGAUGUUUUGAUUCUCAAUACAGGCCACCACUGGAACCCUGGGAAGCUUAAUUCAAACAGGUGGGUUAUAUAUGUUAAUGGAAAGCCAAAUGAUGAAAAGCUAGCACAAAUGGAAAAUGCCAAGAACUUCACAGUCUUUAGUGUUGUGAAAUGGCUUGAUUCGCAACUCCCAUCACAUCCCGGACUCAGAGCUUUCUUGAGGACUGUAUCACCCAGGCAUUUCUUCAAUGGGGAUUGGAACACUGGAGGUAGCUGUGACAAUAACAUCCCAUUAUCUCACGGAAGUGAGGUUGGACAAGAAGGAUCAAUGGAUGUAACCAUCGAGGGUGCGCUAAAGGGUAGAAAGAUUAGAAUACUGGAUAUAACUGCUAUUUCACAAUUGAGGGAUGAGGCUCACGUCUCGCGUUACAGUACGAGAGGAAUCCUCAAUGCAAGCGAUUGCUUGCACUGGUGCUUGCCCGGAAUUCCAGAUACGUGGAAUGAGAUCCUUGUUGCUCAGAUAUAGGCCCACAACCUAAGCCCACCGGCCCAAACAAAACAGAGAGAGAGAGAGGGUAUUAUACCC